Messenger RNA from Drosophila montana, 2455 nucleotides. Its product is annotated as PDZ and LIM domain protein 7. Gene Ontology annotation, biological process: muscle structure development; actin cytoskeleton organization. Bases 722 to 2149 code for a protein of 475 amino acids. Gene Ontology annotation, molecular function: actin binding; muscle alpha-actinin binding. The transcript is spliced from 6 exons. Gene Ontology annotation, cellular component: Z disc; filamentous actin; adherens junction. The record is from RefSeq and is a predicted model, not a curated record. Lineage: Eukaryota; Metazoa; Arthropoda; Insecta; Diptera; Drosophilidae.
GUGCGGCAACUAUUAAAAAAGCGAAUGCACCACAAAGGCAAACUUCUCGAAAUUAUUUUCGCGCUUUGCCUUUUAGUUUUAGUCGCCCGAGGCGUGUGCAAACGUGUGGAAGCCAAAGAAAAUUGUGGAAAAGCCCAAGGAAAACGAGCAUACUCCCAUUAAAAAUUUGCUGUUAUAAUUAACACACUCAUUAAAUUCUGGGCGCUGCCGAAAUUGGCCAAGUCAUAAAUCGGCAAUUAGAAAAUCGGCAAUUAAAAGUUUCCAAACGAAAUUUUGUAAUCGUUUUCAUUGUGCAAUGUGUGAAAGCUGAUUAUAUAAGAGACGCAUUAAAGGAAAAGUCAGUGUAAAAGCAUUUCCGCAAAGUCAAUGCCCAGCGGAAAGUGAAAAGCCGGCAAAAUACAGGAAAAUUAAAAGAAAACUCAAUUUCGCACGGGUUCAAUUUUUUGGCAGCUGAAUUUUGACAGGCAAAAAGCAAAGUAAAAGCAAAAGCAAAGGCAAAAGAAAAUUCAAAAGCAAAAACUACUGCAACAAAUUGUAUAAAAAGCCAGACAAAGAGCGCAGAUAACAAGAGCCAGAGAGAGGGAGAGAGGAAGAGCGGGGGCAUAGACUUAUAAAUAAAACGAGCAGCCACGCAAAAAGAGCAGCAACAAGAAGAGAGAGAGAGAGAGAGAGGGCAAAAGAAACAUAAACAAACAAAGGGAACAACAACAACAAGAACAAGAUGCCGGAGCCUCUGGGCAUGCAGUGGUCCACGCCGGAGACAAAGAAGAAGGCGCCCAUUAUCAAGGUAUCCUGCGGCAUUGGCGACACGGACGGCUAUCCCGCCUUCGAUGUGGAAUCGGAUGUUUACGAUUCCAAGGAUGAUGAGAAAUGGGGCUUUCUGAUAACCGGCGGCGCCGAAUUUCACAUGCCCUUAACCGUCUUUCAGGUAACGCCCAAUGGUAUAGCCGACAAAUCGGGCGUACGUCUGGGCGAUAUAAUACUCGAGAUUAACGAAGAGGACGCCACGCAGCUGACACUGGCCCAGGCACACGAACGGAUCAACGCGACGCCCAAGAAGGUGCACUUUCUCAUGCGCAACAUGGAGGAGGACGAUGCCAUGGGCAUGUACGAGGCCGGCGAGGAGAAGUCCAUUGUGAUGCGUGUGCCCAAGCCGAUGCCGCCGCCAAAGGGCCGCGUGCUGCCCAGCUCCAUUGAGCUGCGCCUGCUGGAAAUGCAGCGCAAAUUGUCGGCCAUUGCGGAAAUACCAAAAAUCUUAAGCUCUACGCUGGCCACCGUCUCCCAAUCCUUUGGCAGCCUCAGCGUCGACGAGGACGAGCAGCAGCAGCUGCGCCACAUGCAGCGCAAGUGCUCCUACGAUGAGGAUGCGCUCGACUAUGAGCUGCUCGAGCAGCUGGCCAGCGGGGAUGAGGAGACGGACGAGGAGGAUGUGGAGGAAGAGGAGGAUGAUGAGGAGGAUGCGGAGCAGGAGGAUGAUCUGGUGCAGGUGCCGCCGGAUGACGAUGUAGCCAAGCAGCUAAAGGAUUUGACGCCCGAAUCGGAUUAUGCAUCGGAAGUCAAUUAUGCGACAAAUGAGCUGAGUGAUGAGCCAGACAAUGACAAUGACAAUGACAAGGAGAUGGAGAUGGAGAAUGAUGAUGACUUGGCAGCUCACAAGACCGUUUACUAUAUGAAACUGCCUGCCGUGGCCUCCAGUGAAGAGGAGGAUGAUGGGGAUAAUGAGGAGGACGAGGAUGACAGCGAUUUCCUAAGCACCACUUAUACGUGGAAUCUGCGUAAUGUGCCCAAGGUGCGCAUAAACGAGGGCGAUGUCAGCCCGCAGCUGGAGCUGAAGCCGGAGAAUGCGAUUGACACCUCAAAGGUGCGCGCUGCGACGCCAACGCCAACGCCCACGGCCAUGCCCACCGGCACGCCCACUUGCAAGCUUGAGGCGCCCGUGGAGGCAACAAUAGCAUCGCCAACGGAGUCACAAAAGCUGCUUUUCAAGCUGGAUAACCUGGAGCGCAGCUGGCCCUGGGCGGAUCGUGAGAAAAUCAUCUACAAGCAAUCAACUUGUCAUCUGGUGCCGCGUAAGCCCUUGGGAAUCGUUGGGCAGCGCAUCCAGCUGCUGGCCAAACAGGAGCUGCUGCACAAGGAUAAGACGCAAUAGUCGGGCACAUCGGCAGCUCCUCGCUUAGGCAUCCCAUCGUCUGUCUGGCUGCAGCUGGCAGCCAGCCAACUUUUAAUAGAGUUCAUUAUGCAAAAUGCGUCAGAGGCAAAGCAAAAAAAAAACUACUUUUAACAGAAGCCGCACAGGGUGAAGGGGCAACUUUUACACUCACUUACAUGUGUUCUCCGCCUGCCUUUGAAGCUUAUAGUUUUUGUUUUUUGUGCCUUUUUUAAUUAGUAACUGCGCUCUUAAUCUCUACUUAAUAUGCUAAUCAUCAUUUUUUUCAACUUGAUUUCACUUUAUUUC